Messenger RNA from Daldinia decipiens, 1633 nucleotides. RefSeq lists its product as uncharacterized. The record is from RefSeq and is a predicted model, not a curated record. The transcript is spliced from 5 exons. NCBI's taxonomy places the organism in Eukaryota, Fungi, Ascomycota, Sordariomycetes, Xylariales, Hypoxylaceae. Gene Ontology annotation, molecular function: protein binding. Bases 196 to 1470 code for a protein of 424 amino acids.
AGUAGCCCUCUCUUUCACAUUUUCCAAUAAAUUCCAUUACGACAAGGCAUAUCUCGGUUGUUUAAGCUCACUUCUCUACCGUUCACCUGUCCCUUCGUAAUCGAAGUCGGUUGUUUUUCCCAUCUUGUCUACCUACGUAACUCAUAGGUAGCCAUAGAAAGGGACAAACAUAAGACCCCUCCUUCCUCAGUCGCUAUGGCUGGCCCCGCCUCUCCCAACGAAGGCCCUACGUUCGAACCACCACAGCUUCCACCUGGAUGGAUAGCACAGUGGGAUGGUGCAAGCAAAAAAUAUUACUACGUUCAACUCUCGACCGGUGUCUCUCAAUGGGAGACUCCAACACAAGCCGCGCCGGGAAACACGCCCGCUCAAGUCAACGAGCACCCGUACGGGAUACCUGGCCGACAAGAAGUCAUCACGCACCCGGACGGUACACAAACUGUCAAACAUCCAGACGGCCGGAUGGAACCCGUAUUGGCGCCUGAUGGUAGUCGAGGACUCGGUGGACCAUCUGGAGAAAGAGGAUUCGGUAGUUUUGCUGCCAACACGUUGCUGAGUCAGUUCUCUGGAGGCCACGGAAAGCCACAGAGUGGCGGCAGUCAUGGUUCGAGCGGCAUUGGAGGUAUUGCUGGCCAAUUAAUUGGUGGUCUCGGUGGAAGCCAUGGUAGUAGCCACGGAGGUUCGUCUGGUGGACAUGGCGGAGGAGGUCCUAGUCAACUUGUUGGCCAACUUGCCUCGAAUUUAUUUUCCUCUGGCAGCAAGCCUCAGCAAUCACAGAAUUACCAUGCAGGGCAGCCCCACCAACCACAACACUCAUCAGGUCUCGCUGGCUCUGUGAUGGGAGGCGUCGCAAGCAUGUUUGGAGGAACGCAUCAACCAGGUCAGAGCUAUGGCUAUUCGAACUCGGGCCAUGCGGGCGGAUACAGUGGUCAAGCUCCUCCGUCAUCUUAUCAGUCACCGAGUGCAUCAACGCCAUCAUAUAGUGCCCCGCCUCAUCAACAGAGCUCUCCCUCCUACAACCCUCCUUCUGGUCAACAUGGAACGCCGCAAUAUCCACCUCCACCCGGCCAGCAUGUUGCAACAUCAUAUCCUCCGCCUCCUGGCCAGACAGGAGGACACCAAAAUCCCUCUUAUCAUAGCCCCCCGCCCGGUUCACAGCAUCAAAACCCGCCUUAUGGUGGUGCCCCAUCAUCGGGUCACUCUAGUUAUGGGCAUAGUCCAACUCCCCAAGCAAAUGCUUAUUCACAACAACCGCAAUACACGUCACCACCACCGAACCAACCCCAAUAUAAUGGCCACCAACAGUACCCUCCGCCUCCGUCUACGUACGGUAACCGACCGUACAAUGUGUCACCUCCAUCGUCAGGUACUCACGGGUACCCGGGACAACCCCCGUACGCGAACGCCGGGCCACCAGUUCCUUCGGCGACGCACCCCCAUGCCCAGUCUGGGUAUCCCGGUAAUUGGUAAUAGGAAAGUUCCAAGCUGUUAUUUGUAUUGGCAAAGUUUCAGGCAUAUGAUAGACCGCAGAGUUUAUUUUAACUGUUCUUGGAGCAUUUCCACCAUCUUCAUUAUGCUAAGAGCAAUUCCGCUUUGGCAUUGAUCCGCGGUGAUUUAUAGCAUAAAUUAAGUU